This is a messenger RNA of Dovyalis caffra, 1680 nucleotides long. The record is from the annotation of a GenBank genome assembly. NCBI's taxonomy places the organism in Eukaryota, Viridiplantae, Streptophyta, Magnoliopsida, Malpighiales, Salicaceae.
AUGAAGCUCAAACCGAGCAGCAGAGUGAAGCAUCAUAUCCAGCGAGAGCCGUGCAUCAUGAAGAAGCAGCGAAGCAAGCGUCCGUUCCGAGUCCGCUCUCAGAUCUCACCAAUUUUACUCUCCAAUAAUCUCACUCGCAAGAAGAACAAAGGAGUCUCUGUGAAUUCGACCUCUCACUCUCACUUCGGCGAUGAGGUUUCUUGCAAUUCAAGCAGAGUUACAGUUGAAUCGAAUCCGAGGAAGAGAAAGCUCGAAGACUCAUCGUUUCGGAGAAUCACGAGAGCAUACUACAAGCAGAAGGAGAGAGAGCGGAGAGCAUGUGAAGUAGAAUUGAGUGAAUCUUCUUGUGUGGAGGAGUCUCAUAGCAGGUUCAAAGAAAUUCAAGUCAAUGACGCUUCUACCUUUUCCUCUCUUCACAAAAAUUUAAAUUCAAGGAAAAUUCCCUUGGAGAUUAAAGAAGACGACGCCAUAUCCGUGGCUUCAGGUGUGGAUUCCUGCUUAUCACAUAAAACGACGACAAACAAAGAGACAGAGUUCUCUGAGAUUUCCAAAAACGAUGCAGUUUCUGUUAAUGAGUGUGUCGUAGAGCAGCAGAAGCCGCCGAACAGCUUGGGAGGAGAAGGAGAAAAUGAUGACCUGGCUUGUACGGAGGAGCUGUAUGUGGACGACGGAGUUUCGGAAUACUCGUCUUGUCAGGAGACGGCGUUCUCGGGGAUGCAAUCGGAGAUAUUCCCGGAGAAGUAUUCGUCGGACGACCUCUGUUUCUCUGAUGAUUACACGCCGUCUAUUUUCUUCGAAUCUGGAAGUGAAUUUUCUGAGAAGUCCGUGAGUGAUUCGAAUCCUUCGCAGACUUACUCUCUGUUGCUCCAGUUUAGGCAGCAAUUCUCGCGAUCGAGUUUACCCCUAGAAACUAGAAAAUCGUCAGCCCUUGAAGUGGAGUAUCAAGAGAAUUCCACUUUUGCAACACUGGAAGAUGAGGAAGACGAGGAGAGCUACAAGAGAUUGAGAGAACGAGAGAGAAGGCAAUUGUUUUUGCACGACUACCCUGAAUCGUACCGUACCACCACGGAGCACGGCGAUCUCAUUCUCCAGCAACGGUUGCAGAUGGUGCACUGGAUUAUUGAGCAAUCAACUACAAAGGAGUUUGAGCUGGCGACUAUGUUUCUUGGAAUUAGCCUUCUGGACCGGUUCCUAACAAAAGGGUUCUUCAAGAACAAAAGGCACCUUCAAAUUGUUGGUAUAGCUUGUCUUUCAUUGGCCACCAGAAUAGAAGAAAAUCAGCCCUAUAACUGUGUUAGGCAAAAGAAUUUCUACAUUGGAAACAAUGUGUACAGCAGAUGUGAAGUGGUGGCCAUGGAAUGGCUGGUGCAGGAGGUCCUUAACUUCCGAUGCUUCUUGCCCACCAUCCACAAUUUCAUGUGGUUCUACCUGAAAGCUAUUAAAGCUGAUGCAGUGGUGGAGAAGAGGGCCAGAUACUUGGCAGUGCUGGCACUGUCAGACCAUGAGCAACUUAGGCAUUGGCCGUCAACAGUUGCAGCCACGCUUGUCAUUCUCGCUUCUCUAGAAAGCAAUGAAAUUGUAUCCUAUGGACGAGUUAUUGAGGUUCAUGUGAGAACAAACGAAAAUGACCUACACGAGUGCAUAAAGAGCCUGGAGUGGUUGCUGCAGUAUAUGGACUAG